Leptosomus discolor (cuckoo roller) is the source of this 1023-nucleotide messenger RNA. NCBI's taxonomy places the organism in Eukaryota, Metazoa, Chordata, Aves, Leptosomiformes, Leptosomidae. The record is from RefSeq and is a predicted model, not a curated record.
CAGUACUGGCAGUACCUGGCGUGCAAGGUGUGGCCGGAGCGCUGCGAGGCGGAGGAGGACGAAGAAGAAGAGUCCAGUCCCAGCAGCCCGGGCUGGAGCUUGCCUCUGGUGGGCCGGGAUUACCUGGAGAUCCUCUCUGCCUGGUACUGUAGCUUCGGCAAGUGCUGCAAGACAGGAGACUGCAGGAUAGUCAACAAUAUCACAGGGCUAGAAGCAGACCUCAAUGGGCAGCUCCAUGGGCAGCACUUGGCCAAAGAAGUCGUCGUGCGGGCGGUGCAGGGGUUCCUGCAGAGCCCACAGCCAGAGAAGGCUCUGGUCCUCUCCUUCCACGGCUGGUCUGGCACAGGCAAGAACUUUGUGGCUCGGAUGGUGGCCAGUCACCUGUACCGGGACGGGCUGAAGAGUGUGUGUGUCAGGGUGUUCAUCUCGCUCUUCCACUUCCCUCAUCACAAGUAUGUGGACUCGUACAAGGCUCAGCUGAAGAAGCAGAUAAGCGAGACUGUGCAGCUCUGCAAGCAGUCCCUGUUCAUCUUUGAUGAGGCAGAGAAACUUCAUUUCAGCCUCCUGGAUGCCAUCAAGCCCUUCAUGGCUCACUAUGCCAACAAGGGCCAGGUGGAUUACCCGAGAUCCAUCUUCCUUUUCCUCAGCAAUCUUGGCGGCAACACCAUCAAUGAGGUAGCCUUGGACUUCUGGCGAGCUGGCCGGGUGCGGGAGGAGAUCUCCAUGGAGUUCCUGGAGCAGCGGCUGCGAAAAAAAUGAAGGUAAGAGCCGGAGAACGGUUAUGCCCGCAGCAACCUCCUCAAAGACAACCUCAUUGAUUUCUUCGUGCCGUUCCUGCCCCUGGAGUACCACCACGUGAGGCUCUGUGCGCGGGACGCUUUCCUGGCCCGUGGACUUCCAUACACCGAGGCAGCCCUUGAUGAGGUGGCCAGGAUGAUGGUGUUUGUCCCCAAAGAGGAGAAGCUUUUCUCUGCACAGGGCUGCAAAACUGUAUCCCAGCGCAUCAAUUACUUCCUUCCUUGA